CACAGAGGCUCAAAGUCGAGUUUGACAGGUUUGACAUGUUUGACUCCCUUAACUCGUGUUCUACAUUCUCGAAACUCCCAUUUAGUCUCAAACACCAUACUACUGGAAGACGCUAAACCCUCCAGACGCACCAGCUCUGCAGUUUUCAUUGAAAUGCACAACUUGUCCUGCGGAAACCAGCGAUGCUACACAACUCCAGUGUGAAGUAGACAUAUCCUGGUUGUUUGAUUGUCUUGUCUCUCCAUGGCCGUGCAGGAGAACCCGGCCGCGGGGGCUUACUCCGGGACAAUGGGCAGAGUCCGGCGCCUGAUCAUCACCCUCGGGCUCAAUCCCGUAGCUCUGGCUUAUGCCAUGACCACCCUGGGAUCCACCAUGAUCAACAGCAUAUUCAGCUUCUACUAUGUCAAACUCUUCCUCAACAAGUAUAAGAUCUCAGAGGGAGCGUUCCAGCAGUCGCAGGUGAUGUACAUGGUUUGGAAUGCGAUCAAUGACCCUCUGUUUGGCUACCUGCAAGACAACUCCCGGGUGGCCUUCUGCUCUCAGCGCCGCCUCUCCAUCCUGUACGGAGCUCCCUUCUACUCCCUGUCUUUCCUCAUAGCCUGGUUCCCGUGGCGGGCCUACGCCCCUAACGACUGGUUGAGCGGCCUCCAUUUGAUGGUGGCGCUGUGUGUGUUUGACGCCAUGCUGACCUUUGUGCUGCUGGCACAUAGUGCGUUGUUUGCAGAGAUUUCCAGCCACCAUCAGACUCGGCUAAGACUCAUAAAGUACAACCAGGUGGCCUCUCUCAUUGGCUCCUCCAGUGUCCUUUUCUGUGGUUUGCUGUCCAAUAACAUGGAGGACUAUACAGCCUUCCAAGCCUUCACGGUGUUCAUCGCUGUCAUAAGCUGUGGCUUCAUGCUCUAUACAGGCAUCCACAUUGAGAGCCGCUUCGAAAACAAAUGCUCUAAACCCGUAGACCCUGGGUGUGAUGACCAGACGUCCAAGAAGUCAGUGUUUUCUGUGUCACCGCAAACGACAUUGAUCUGGCAAAUCCUGGUCAAUCGAGACUUUCAGGUUUUUGUGAUCAUGAACUUUUUCCAGGUUUUCAUGUUGGCUUUCUUCAACAACUUUACCAUGAUAUUUGCUGAGCACCUGAUUCCUCCAGAUGUGCUUCCACCUCUGGCCAAGAGCAUCAUGUACGGAGCGGGAUUCAUCUGUCCACAGUUGUUGGUAUUGAGCUGUCAGAGUCUGCUGCAUGGCCUGGGCUAUUACAAGAUCAUCCUCUUCACCUUCUACCUGGAGGCUGCAAUGGCGGCUAUCAUGCUAAUGCUCGGUCCUCAGCACUACUAUUUUCUGGCCUUUUUCCUCACUAUUAACAUGGUCAUGGUUCAGGCUUCCUUCAGUCUUUUCGGUCUGCCUUUGGCUGACAUCAUCGACACAGACCUGCAGAGGCACAACCGCAGUUCCCCACUCUCCUCAAUGGUGUUUGGGACGAAUGCUCUGUUCACCAAGCCGGGUCAGUCUCUAGCCCCGAUGAUAGUGCUCUACGUCCUCAACCAGUUUGGCUAUGAACAGCUGAAGGAAGAAGGAGGGAAUCCGAAUCCAAGCGCCCUGGCGAGCCUGCACAAUGUGAUGUUCUACCUGGUGUGUCUGGUGCCAAUGUGCGUCGCUUGUGCUCAGGUCCUGGCUUGGAAGCCGUUUUCCAUCCGCAACAGUCACACAGUAGAAGCAAAGUACAUUGACAGCUAAUGUUUCAGAGGUGGCCGAUUUCUUUAGCUGGGAUUUGGGUGGAAUUCUUUAUUGUUGAGUGACUGAUCAAGAAGAAAUUAAUUUCCAAAUUAUUGAAUAUUUGAGAGAAUCCAGGGUGGGUUUGAUGCACUUUAUCGAUAUAAACUGUACUCUGCAAAUGCACACUUGUAAACUAUCUCUGUCGCUCACCGGCACCAACUACAUACAUAUAAAACACCAAAAAAAAAGAAAGGAUGAAAUAAUAAUCUAUGUAAGGAGAAGCCUUACUUCCUCUGUGACUUCCAAGAGAAAGACAGUUUCCCUCCAUUUAUGGCAUAGAAUGGAGUUAGAUUAUAAAUGAUCAUUAUUUGAAUCUGAAUGAUUUGUAUGUGGUUACUACUGUAUACCAUAAGCCCACUGACACUCCUUUCAUUAGUAAUUAAUGUACUGUCUCAUCCGCAAAAAUAACUGGAUAGCUGGACCAAACUAUAGACAUCCAACAUUUAAGUUUACCUCAGGUUCAUUUAAUUUGAAGAGUGAAUA
Platichthys flesus (European flounder) is the source of this 2250-nucleotide messenger RNA. It is a transcript of the gene mfsd13al, whose product is annotated as major facilitator superfamily domain containing 13a-like. Lineage: Eukaryota; Metazoa; Chordata; Actinopteri; Pleuronectiformes; Pleuronectidae. The coding region runs from base 244 to 1728 and encodes 494 amino acids. The transcript is spliced from 7 exons. The record is from RefSeq and is a predicted model, not a curated record.